CGUCUUGCCACCGGCGUCCAAUGGGGUUCGAGCCUUCGGGUCGGGCUUUCUUAUUCCGUGCCUUCCCCCUUAUUUAUUUAUUUUUUUCCUGCCUCCAUCCUCUCUCGCCUUGGCUCUCCAUUCUCGCUCGCCGAAGUAGGUCAGCGCAUCCCGUGAAUACAAAGCAGCCGCCCGCUCGGCCGUUCUCCGAAUGUGACCCCAUCGCUGCCGUGCUCGCUCGCCCUCGAGCAAAGCUCAUCCGGAGUGAUGGGCGUCGCUGGCCGGGUUCCGAUUUGACGGAGGUCCGGGGGAAAUCGCUGCCACCGCUGCCGCUGCCGCCGCUGCCGCUACCUCUGUGGCCACUAUCAUCGGCUGCCGCCGCUCCCUUGCCGCUGCCGAGAAUUUUUAGAAAAGCGUUCGGGGAAAACGGCGAUGCACGUCGCGUCAAGGGUUACACUGCCAUGGCUACCGCCGUCAGAGGCACUGUUGUCAUUUAAAUAAAUAUAUAAGUAAAUAAAUAAGCUGAACAAAAAAAUAUAUUCCCAACGAGGGCUGCGGUGCUAAGGGAGGAUAAGCGCGAUCGUGCGAUUGUAGAUGCAUCUCCUGAAAUCUAGGGAUAUGUAGCCUCUCAGCGCUCGUGAAUCCGCAUCGGUGAUUCCUACGCGAGGGCUACUUGUCAUUUUAAGCCCUGCGAUUUUUUUUUAUUUUCUUUCCGUCCUUCCCACCCCUUUAAACCUUCGUCUGCCUCCGCUCUAGCCUUAUUGGAGCUCGCUGCUAAGAGCCAGCCAUUUUCGACGUGCUUAGUGGCAAAUCGGCCUUCGAAGAGAUGGGUGGGCGAGGGACUGCAAUGCUCAUCGGAGCGUCUUGAGAGAGCAUUGUGCUCAAGCUAGCAGGCGCGAGGUGGCACAGCGAAAAGCGCUGCGGGCAAACGAAAGGGAACCGCCGCUGCAUGCGAAGGAACGCUUCAGUCUUUACGCCAGAAAUGGACCUCCCUUCGUUCACGCGCUCGGUGAAGGCAUCGCCGGACUGAACGUCUGCCAUCGGUCGGAUGGACGCAAGACAAUGCCGCGGGCGGUGCGGGAUUAAGCGAUGCUGCUUGCCGCAGCGGCGAGGAAUUUGAGGAUAAUUCCAGCGGUCGGGCACGCGGGCGGAGGCGGGAGGGGCGGCGGGCGGCGCUGGCGAGCAAGCAGCCGGGCGGCGUGGCGGCGGAGCGAGCGGACCACCGCCACCGCCACCGCCGACACCGAUCGCUCGGUGGCGCCUCGGCCCCGGGCGCCGGCACGAUGCUGGGGGAGGACCCGAGCAGCUGGUACUUCGCCGACGAGGAGGAGGACGACGAGGAGAGCUGGCGCGCGAGCUCCGUGAGCAAGGCCCGCUUCGUCCGCGCCGAGUCCGAGAGCGGCGCGCUCAAGCUCGAGAGCGGCAAGGCCGGUGGCGGUGCCGGUGGUGCCGGCGCGAGGAACUGGCGGAGGGCGUCCGCCACUCAGCUGACGGUCUUCUCCAGCCUGACCGGCGUGAUUGCGGCGCGACCCGCCGUGCAGGCCGCACGGAGGCAGCCCGAGGAGCGGCGGCGGAAGAGCUUCGCCGGGUCACUGCUGCCGUACUGGAGCGGCGAGGAGGCGGUGGCGGCCUCGGCGGGCCACCAGCGCCGGGAGGAGAGGGAGGCCGCGGCGGCGGUGACGGCGGCGGUGGGACGGCAGCAGGCGCCGCCGCCGGCGGGGCCAUCGGCGGUGGCGGCAGCGGCCUCCGUGUCCGGCGCACUGCAGAAGUCCACGAGGUCGCUGAGCCGGAGCGGCAGCAAGUCCGAGAAGCUGUCUGGGAGGGCAUCAGUGGCGGUGGGGAUGGGCAGCUUCGAGGACCGGGGGCCUUUCCGAGAACAGCAGCAGCAGAAAAAUCAGCAGCAUCAGCAAUAUCAGAGUCAGCAGCAGCAGCAGCAUAAUCAGCAUCAGCAUCAUGGUGGAGCUGGAUCGAGACCCACAUCCAGGUAUGGAGAUUCAGAGGGCAGCAAGUCUGACGACGAGAUCCUGGCCUGCAAGAGCAAGCGCAAGUGGAAGGACAAGAGGCAGUCGUCCGAGUCGUGCGCUCGCGAGGGCAUAGCCAGCAUGGACCAGGACGUGAUCCUCACCAUGUUAAGCGACAUCGAGAGCAUGCUGUAUUACCGCGUCUACGGGGACAGCGUGGAGACCGAGUGGGAAAGAAACGUCAAGGACAUCAACGAUCUGAAGCAGGACCUGGAGGAGACCAUGUCGAAUCUGCGCGACACACAGGUUUCCCACAGCUCGCUGAAGGCCGGCUUCGGCCCGACGGGACGGCCCCCGUGGGUGGACACCGCCUCCGAGCACCAGGGCAGCCCUCGCAUGCAGGCCGGUGAGGCCCCGUCCCUGGGCACCGGUCGCUUCCCCGCAUCCUCCACCUCCUCCUUAGCCACCGCCGGUAGCGGCGGUUCGGGCGGCGGUGCCGCCGGGCCUGGCCGACGGCCCCGGUCAGGCCUGACGGUGCCCGCGGACGGAGGAGGGCGCUGCUAUGGCCGCGGGCCGCCGAGGCCCGCGGGCCGCGCCGGCCACGAAGCACGGCCCGGCGCGUGUGAGCUGUUCUCGGAGGAGGAUGACGAGGUGAUGGACGAGGACGAGGAGGACGGGGAGGAGCUGGUGAUCGAGUGCGACGACCUGGAGGUGUCGGGAUACGCCAGCGACGGCGACCUGCUGGGGAAGAGCCUAUACAGGCGGCAGCGCACGAGCGGGUACCUGACGGACGGCGGAUCGGGAUUUUCCAGCCACAAGCUGAGCCUCUUUCAACCGGGCCCCCAAGCGCGAUCCAAGGUCCCACGGGUCAUGUCCCUCACCCCGGGAGAAGGAGACAGCUGGGAGGAUAGUAGCUCCGUGAGCAGUGGACUCAGCGACACCAUCGACAACAUCAGCACGGACGACCUCAACACCAGCUCGUCCGUGAGCUCCUACCCCACGACGCCCACCAACAGCCGCAAGAAUCUCAGCCUGCAGCUCAAGACGGAUGCGGAGAAGUGCUCUCUGGGGGAGGGCGGCUCGGGGUGGUACUGCAGCCUCCCACGGGAGGGCCGCAAGAAAGCGGACUCGCGUGCCGACACGCGCUCCGGCACGACGGGCCGAGCCGGCGGAGGAUACGGCGGUGGCGGCGGAGCGGGCGAAUGGGGGGCCGCCGGGCGGCGUUCCGUGGAGGCGGGCGGCGGGAGCUCGCAGGCCGGAGGAGGGGACGGCGAGCGGGAGAAGAGGGCCCGCAGGAGAGGCCUCCCCGUGGCCGGGCAGUACGGGAUGGGGAGCCGCGCGACGGCCGCGGCGGGCGGAAUGACGGCGGCGGGGGGGGCGGCCGUGACGACGGCGGCGGCCGCGGGUGGGGCGGUCACGCCGGCCGGGGCCGCCUCAUCGAGGAUGAACAGCCGCGUGACGCAGCUCAAGACCACGGGUAAAACGGACGAUGCCAAAGCGUCCGAGAAGCGGCUCAUGUCGCCCAAGCCCGUCCGCAUCCAGCGGGCCGUGUCCGACGCGGGCCGCAGCGUGCUGGGCGGCGACGACACGCGCAAGCCGCCCUCCGGCCUCGCGCGUCCCAGCGGCGUGACCGCCACUGGCAUCCGCAAGCCUGGCUCGGGCGCCAGCGGAGCGAUGGUGACGGCCAGCGGCGCCACGAUCCGGAGCGGCUCGGCGACCGUCGGCAAAAUCCCCACGGCCCGGUCCGGCGGGCUCGGCGGGACCCUGAGCCGCGGCGGCGGCGCGGCCGGGAGGAAGAUCAGCCUGGAGAGCACGCCGGUCACGGAGCAGAUGGGGCUGAUGAACGCGCGCGCUAGCCCGCAGUACCGCAGCCUGCCGCGGCCCGCCAAGUCGGCGUACGGCAAGAGCCGCUACACGGGGGAGAUGAGCGUCGGCGGCGGGGGCGGCGGCGGCGGCGGCAGGGCGGCCGGCGCCGCGGGCGGGACGACGCUGAAGGAGGCGGCCAAGUUCACGCUCGGCGGCUCGGUGACGUCGCUCACGAACCAGACGGACCGCGAGAAGGCGAUGCUCGCCGACACGGAGUGCGCCGCGUCCAGGGAGGCGAAGCUCGGCGGGCGCCCGGGGUUCCACCCAGGGUCGUACCAGCAGGAGCUGUCCUACUCCGGCGUCAGCUCGCCCGCGUCCCGCAUGUCGUUCGGCUACAAAUCCAAGGGAAAGGCAUCGGCAGCAGAGUCGGCGGCCAAAGCCUCGGUCGGGCAGCAGCAGCAGCAGCAGCCCAAAACCCCGGCUCUGUCGAUGCGCAGGCAGCUGAGCGGCGGCGCCGCCGUGGCCACCUCGAGCGAGGGCCGAGCUCCCGACAGCGGCGACGGCAGCCCCAUGCACGCGGCCGCCACCGAUACCGUCUCCUCCCUACGGGACGUUCCACCCCCUUCCUCCUCCUCGCCCGCCACCGCCGCCAUCGCGGCGCGAGACUUCGACUAUUCCCCCCUGCUCCUCCUGCCGCCGGCGUCCGACUUCGGCGCCCCCGAGUCUCCGCCGAUGAGCCCGGCGUCGGCCAAGUCUGCCGACUCGUGCUGCCACGUGCCCGCCGCGUCCACGAGCCCCUACCCAAAGGGCGGCGCCAGCUACACCUCGCUCGGCUGCAGCCGCAACACCAGCUGCGAGUCGCUGGGGCCCCCCCCGGCCGCCGCGGGGUUCGGAGCUGGCCACGCCGAGGGGCGCCCGGCGAGCCUCCGCGGCUCGCCGGUCCACUACGCGUCGCCCACGUCGUACGGCUCGCCCACCCACCCGGCGGCGCACGGCGCUCGGGACCCCAAGGCCACGCCGCUGCUCCACCCGGUUGCGGCCACCGAGAUGGGGAUCGACGGUGGUGGCGGUGGCGGCGGCGGCGGCGGCGGCGGCGGUGGCAGCCAAGGGUCUCCGUCGAAAGCGGUGGCUGGGAAGUCACUGCUCGAGAGGUAUGGCAUGGCGUACGGGAGGAGCUCGGAGGAGAUUGCGGAGCAGCAGAGGUGCCACUCCGUACUGGGACUGAGCGAGAGCCCCGACUCCCUGUCCCUCGCCCCGCUGCCCAGCCUGAGCUCACUCGCCUCGCGCUACCAGCUGCCAGUGAGCCCGAGCCUCGCCAGCCCGCCUCCGGCGAGUCCGCCACCGUCACCGCGCUUGCUGGGGCCCCAGGGCUCCUUCGAGCAGCUGGGCCGAGAGGGCCCGGCCAAGCGGCUGAGCGCCGCCUCCCUGGACGGACGACCCAAGGCUCUGAGCCGCUCCACCUCGUUCCGCGACUGCACCGAGCAACUUCACGGGUCUGUCCUCUCCCUGGCCUCCUGCACAUCGUCCAUCUACUCCGUGCCGGAUGAAAAAUCUCAGAGUGAGAUCGAGACGCUGCGCAGGGAACUCGACCAGUCGCAGGAUAAAGUGUCGACGCUCACCGGCCAGCUCUCCACCAACGCAAACCUGGUGGCAGCAUUUGAAAAAAGCCUGACCAGCAUGACGAGCCGCCUUCAGAACCUGACCGCGUCGGCCGAGCAGAAGGAUUCGGAGCUCGGCGAGCUGCGGAAGAUGAUCGACAACCUCACCAAGGAGAAUAUGGCGGCACAGGAGGCGAUGAGCGGCGUGCUGAGCACCACACAGCAGAGCAACACAGGAAGCCUGUCCCCGCAGGCCGGUGAGCCGCGUCUGCACCGGCAGAACUCGUGCGAGAGCAUCUCGAGCGUGAACAGCAUCACGAGCCACUCGAGCGCCGAGCUCGCCGACGCCAAGAAGAAGAAGAAAGGAUGGGGCAAAGCGGGCAAGGUAUAUGAAUUGAAGAUCUCGUUCCGUCAAGCGUUUUCCAAGAAGAAGGGGGGCAAAGGCCCUGGAGAGGGAGAGCCAGGGAAGAGUUCCGAGACCUCCACUCAGCCAGCCGCCACAUCCGAAGCGGAUACUACAACGCCCGGCCAGCCUGGGACCAAGCCCUCCGAAGGCCCUGCAGGGCAGCCACCGCCCGAAGUGGACACGAUCAUGCAGCUGCGCAGCGAGCUGCGGCACAAGGAGAUGAAGCUGACCGACAUACGUCUGGAGGCGCUCAACUCGGCGCACCAACUCAACACGCUGCAGGAUGCCAUGAACUCCAUGCAGUCGAUGAUCGAGUCGCUCAAGGUGGAGAAUGAUCAGCUGAAGUCCGACACGCCCGUGGUCGGAGCGGCGACCGCCCCUGAGGGCACCGCCGAGCCCACGUCGCCGCGCCCCCUCCGCUCCCGCCUGCAGCACAGCCGGAGCCUCCCGAGCACCUCCAACCUUGAAUCUCUGCUCAAGGACAGCGUGGACAAGGCGCAGUGCAAGCAGGUCCGGCUUGUCGUCAGCUCGGCCGAGAGCUGGAGGCAGAGCAAGACCUCCAAGGUGACUCAGUUUGCCCUGGGGCGUGUGGACAUUGGAGAAAGCACCACGUGGGAGGAGCUUGACGGAAUAAUCCGACAUGUAUUCAAGGAAUACAUCAUCCGCGUGGACCCCGUGUCCAGCCUGGGCCUGAGCUCGGAGAGCAUCGUGGGCUACAACGUGGGGGCCGUGCGGCGCACGAGGAACUCCCCCGAGCCCGUGCCGCUGCCCUGGGACAGCCUCCCCGAAGACGGCGAGCCCUGCAUCGCCAUCUCGCUCAAAGGCCUGGGGGAGAGUAGCCUGGACAGCCUGGCCUUCGAGGGCCUCACGCCAAAGCCGGUGCUGCAGCGCUGCUCGGGGCUGCUGCUGGACCACCGCCACCUGGUGCUGUGCGGCCCUCCCGGCAGCGGCAAGUCCUGCCUGGCGGCGCAGCUGGGCCAGUGGCUGGUGCGGCGCGCGGGGCUGCGGGUCACCGACGACACGGUCGCCACGUUCUCCGUCAACCAGUCCACGGCGGACGAGAUCCGCCAGUACCUAGUGGACCUGGCGGAGCUGUGCAGCGGCGGGCUGGAGAUCGGCGACGUACCACGCGUCAUUAUCCUCGACGGUUUGCAGGAGGCCGGCCAGCCCGGCGAUUUGCUCACUCCCGCCAUCAACUGCCAGCACCAUGUGUUUCCCUACUUGAUUGGAAUCUUCGAGCAAGUUACAUCCGCAACCCCCGACGUGAAGUUGCAUCCCAACGUCAGGUUUGUGCUCCAUGGCAGCCAAGUGGAGCCCGUCAAGGGCUUCCUGGGACGCUUCCUGCGGCGGCGCCUCGUCGAGGCCGAGGUGGAUACGGCCACACGCAACUCGAACCUCGUCAAGGUGAUCGAGUGGAUCCCCAAGCUGUGGCGCCACCUCAACCGCUUCCUGGAGAGCCACGGGCCCGGGGGUGUGUCUGUCGGCCCCCACCUCUUCCUGUCCUGCCCAAUGGACGUGUCCGAGUCGCGGGUGUGGUUCGUCGAUCUCUGGAACCGUUCGCUGCUUCCCUUCCUGUGCGAGGCCGUGAGGACUGGCCUGCAGAUGUACGGCAAGCGGGGCGCGUGGGAGGACCCCACGCAGUGGGUGCUCGACAUGUACCCGUGGGCGGCCGGCCCCGGGCGCCACGAGGCGCCGCUCCUCGCUCGGCUGCGUCCCGAGGACGCGGGCUACGACGUCCCGCAGUGCGACAACCACGCAAGCCUCCCCAAGCCCACGCCGCCCAGCGGGCCCACCGCAGACCCUCUUAUGAAUAUGCUGCUGAAGCUGAAAGAGGCCGCCGACAGCUCCCAGAGCUAGACGCGUGCGUGGGCGCGCGCAUGGGUACGUGCGUGCGUGUGUGCGACGGGGCGAUGCCAGCCGCGGAGCGGCUGACCCGAAGAUCCGCAAGGUGACCGCCCGGCCUCGUUGCCGAGCGGCCCGCUGACCGCGAUGCCGUCGCAACAAACAAAAAAAGUGCAAAAUCGGCGACCGCAAACGGCCAAAAUUGUUCGCUUCUGUUGCACAGCGAGAGGGGGGGUAAAAAUCUUGGCACCUCAGUUCUCUGUAAUUGUGUCGUUUUGAGAUACCUUUAAAAAAUAUAUAUCGAGGGCAAUUUUUUUUUCUUCUGACAGAAAAUGCACACGCACGUGUUCAUUUGGUUCGUGUCAACGGAACGAUCUCGUGCGGCCACACAGGAAGGAAGGUUUGGCCACGGUGCCUGAUGCAGUUUAAUUUCGCGGUGUUAAUGCCAGAUGCCCCACAAGCGCGAGUAACGCUCUGAAGUCUGUCACUUUGUGAAGAGGUGCUACAACAACGUGACUUGUCGGGUGGAAGGUAGUGAUCUGUGACUCUUGUUGUCAGCAAAUUUAAGAGUGAUUGAAAGGGUAGCAAAAAAAGUCGCUACUUAAAAAGCCCAAAACUGUUCCUCUUGAAAGUAAAACAAAUACAAAACAUUGUUGUUAUUGUACAUAAGACAAAGUUUGGUGAUGAUUUACUGCACUUUAGACUAAAAAGGUUUAAAAAUAGUAAUAAUAAAAGAAUUACCUUAUAUUAAUUUAUUACCAUAUUAGGAACACAAGAUAUAUAUACUGUGCGAGGAAGUAACAGAAAUUUGAUUUAAAGUUGUGCACCGGCGAUGAUGGUGUUUGUUCCAACUCGACAAAUUCACAAGAUUGGUGCUUAAACUAAUAAUAUGCCUUUGCUUGAGGUUACUAAGCUUGAGGUAACGAAGCACAUGCACACACCAGAAAGGGUCCCGGGCACUCUUCGUGUUUCACGUCUUAAGUUUGUUACGACGUCAGCGGACUAUUAAAUAACCACACGUAGUAAGAAGAGUGGGCAGUAGUCGAGUUAGUAUUGCUACCAGGCCAAACAAACACACCUUUCCAGUGCAUUUAUCAAUAUGAUUGUAUGACUCUUUAUUUAUUUACUAAAUGAUUUUUUUUAUAUUACGACAUUAUUUUUUUUAUAUUUUAUAAGGGGUGUGUUUCUGUCCGUUUGUGUGUGUGUGUGCGCGCGUGUACAUUGUGCAUUAUACAGUAUUGCUUAGUUUCAGGUAAAGCAGGUGCUUUUGAAUACAGAUUGUGCCACACCAAGCCAUAGUCAUUAUACAGGUGCUAUGAAAUGUGCGGUGUGGGUUUUUUUUAGAGAUUAUAUAAUACAAGUACUCUUUGUAACUCAUUCACCGGUCUAACAACAUUACGUGCAAAUAAAUUAACAAGUGGGCACUCAUGCACAAUUGCGCACAUGCACAAACAAGCACACACACACGAAACAAAGACUGCCUACUUGACCCCCAUGGAAUGCUGGACCAAGUACUGUUAGCGACCACUCAUUAAAACCAGCAUGGCACAGGUGACAAUGCUUGGGCCAGAAUCAUGCCUGACCAUCUUUAUCUUCCCAGAACUGAUGUUGACUGCACCAUGUUAGGUAUAGGGUUUUCGAGACCGAGGCAACAGAUGUCCAGAUAUCGAAACCAAGUUUCGAGGUUCAUUCAUAAUAUUGGAGCUUACUGAUUAUUAUGCCACCACGUUCCCAGCACAAAACAAACCCCUUGGUCAAUUAGACUAUUGGACCACGUGUUUUUAGUGAGUUGCUUUUUAGGCGAACACGGCAUGCACGGCAGUGGUGUAGCCAGUGUCAUGAUGGGCCGUCUUUGUCUCUCUAUUACUGAUGUUUACACGAUGCAACUGGUACUCAUUCAAGGCUGAAUUAGACCUAUGGGAAGCCCAUGACAUGUUCAAAUACCACUUUGCCACUGAUGUCAGGUCACGAGGUGUGUAGCGCAGUGCCACAAUAACUGUGCCAACGCUCCCCGCGACGCACACGUGUACAUAUACACACGCACAAGAGGCAUACCUGGUAACGCAAACGUAAACUGGCUUUAGCACUCCUAAUGUCUUUUACUUUCACCCGAUGUUCAAAUUCUUACCAUUGGACAUGCGGUUUGUUUGGCCUGUACACACGGUAGCCGAGUUCUUAAACAAUCUUUUUUUUAAUUAUUGAACAAAGGCAACGAGUAGCAUUUUUACUUCGCAUUCAAAUGGCACUGCAAAGAGGUUUUUGUACAAUUUUCUUAAUUUCCACUGAGUGUGUUUCACUCACUGUACCUGUGUCCGAAGGCUAAUUUAAAACCUUUCCAGUGCUAAAGAAAAAAAAACCGUAAACUUAAAAAAACUAUAAAAAUUAAAUAAAUCAAUAACUCUUGCAUUUUAGGCAAGACUUUAGUAUUUUGUACUGUGGUAUGUUUGUUAUGGGCCUGUUUUAUUGCUCAUGCUAGUAAUGUCCCAGUAGUUUAUGCUAUUUAUUGCUUCGUCACAAUGCAAUUCUCUAAAUUCACCUGGUAUUGCAUUCAAGAAACCCUUAACAACACGGAAUAGUCCUGCAACCUUGUCUUGACAGACAGGCGUGACACUGUCAUAUUAAUAAUGACGGUGAUGAUGUCGAACUUUUGAAUAGCGCCUUUCAUUUAACUCAGUCUAGGCAGCUGUAAAAAAAAAA
Messenger RNA from Petromyzon marinus (sea lamprey), 10289 nucleotides. The record is from RefSeq and is a predicted model, not a curated record. NCBI's taxonomy places the organism in Eukaryota, Metazoa, Chordata, Hyperoartia, Petromyzontiformes, Petromyzontidae.